AUGGCUAUGAUAGCAGUGAAGAUUGUGUUGGAGAAGUUGUCUUCCCUCGUAGGAGAGGAAGCCAAUCUGCUCGGUGGACUUGGCAAGGAAAUUGAAGUGCUGCAAGAUGACUUGGACAGCAUGAAAUCCUUCCUGCAGGAUGCGGAGGCGAGGAGCGAGAAUGACCAAGCGGUGAGGACUUGGGUGAAGCAGGUGAGGGACGUGGCUUAUGAUGCAGAGGAUGUGCUUGAAGAGUUCUUACUCCGCUUGGUGCCGCCUCAUGGGAACGGCUUCCUCCGUUGUCUUCGCACUUCGUAUCAUCACAUUAGCCAGUCAAAAGCACGACACCAGUUGGCCGUCCAGAUUCAGCGCAUAAAGGAUAGAGUGAGGAACAUUUCACAGAGAAGAAGCACAUUUUCAUUCAAUGACACGAGCGCCGGUACCAGCUUGCAGGAAUGGCAUGACCCACGGCGAGCUUCUCUGUACAUUGAUGAAGCUGAUGUUGUGGGAAUUGAGAACCCCAAAGCUUUGCUAAUGAAGUGGCUCGUCGAGGGAGAACAGAAGCUUACAGCCGUCUCUGUUGCUGGAAUGGGCGGCUUGGGGAAAACAACUCUAGUGAAGAAAGCUUUUGACAGCCAUCCAGUGAAGAGAGCCUUUAAUUGUCAUGCUUGGGUUACAGUCUCCAAAUCAUUUACAACUGAGGAGCUCUUGCGGGCAGCGCUCAAAGGAUUCUUGGAAGCGACAAAAGAACCAGCUCCGGAGGGAAUGGAAUCAAUGAUCGACUUCCAAUUAGUUGAUAAGCUAAGAAAUCAUCUGCAGCAAAAGAGGUAUGUCAUUGUCCUUGAUGAUGUGUGGAGCCCAGAUGCUUGGGAAGCAGUCAAAUAUGCACUCCCUGAUUGUAACAAUGGCAGUAGGAUAAUUUUCACAACACGUUUAAUUGAUCUAGCUGAUUCUAUAGAAACUACUGGUCAUGUCUACCAUCUCCAACCUCUACCAGAGAGGGAGGCUUGGACCCUUUUUUGCAUGAAAGCUUUCAGAGGGGAACGGAGAGGCAUUUGUCCUGAAGAACUUGAGGAGAUUUCUCGAAGUGUCUUGAAGAAAUGUGGGGGACUUCCACUUGCAAUUGUCGUGAUAGGAGGUUUGCUGUCGAAGAAGAAACGGAUUUUGGAAUGGAAGAAAGUCCAUGACAACCUAGCUGCAGAAAUGAAAAGUGAUUGCCACCUAGGAAAUCUCGAAAGAAUACUUCUACUAAGUUAUGAGGAUCUACCGCACCACCUUAAAUGCUGUUACUUGUAUUUGAGUGCUUUCCCAGAAGAUUACUUGAUCAAAAGAAUGAAGCUGAUCCGGCUAUGGGUUUCUGAAAGGUUUGUGGAAGAGAAGCAAGGCCUUACAAUGGAGGAGGUUGCAGAGGACUACCUUAAUGAACUAGUCAAUAGGAGUAUGAUUCAGGUAGCUGAAAUGGAUCAGCUCAACAGGGUUAGGACUUGCUCAAUUCACGAUCUUAUGCGAGAAAUUAUUCAAUUGAAAUCCAGGGAAGAGUCACUUCUUACAGUUGUGGGUGAAAGCGGUGUUGCAGAGAACGAGAAAGUUCGUCGACUAUCAAUCCAUGGUAAUUGCAACAACUUAAUGUCAAGCAUGAGAUUCCCUUAUCUUCGGUCUAUUUUUCUCUUUACACGAUCUUGCACAUCCUUCCGCCGAAGAUUCUUUUCUUGCUUUAGAUUAUUGAGAGUUCUAGAGCUAGAGGGUGUUCCUCUUUCCAGCCUCCCUCCAGAGGUGGUUGAAUUGAUUCAUUUGAGAUAUUUAAGUUUGAGGAGCACAGAAAUAAAGCAGCUCCCAGAGUCCAUAGGAAAGCUUAAGAACCUUGAAAUAUUGGACUUAAAAGGAACUUUAAUAUCAUCAGUGCCUAAAGGGAUCUUAGAGAUGAAACACUUGUGCCAGCUCCGUAACUUCCAUUACCGUUUUGAAUCUUCAACUUAUUUUGGCAACAUAUAUGGCACUAGGGUUCCCACAGAAAUAGGAAGAUUAAUGAGUCUACAGAAACUUGGAACUGUUGAUAUAAACGAUGACAUUGAGCUUGUAAAAGAACUUGGGAAGCUCACCCAACUUAGGAGGUUGGGUGUGUUGAACCUUGGAGAGCAACAUGGAACAGAUUUUUGUUAUUCUCUAGAGAAGCUGAAACACCUUACCACAUUGUAUAUGCUGUCCAAAGGUACUCUUGAAGUUAUAAAAUUAGACUCGCUAUCUUCACCCCCAGAGUUUCUUCAGCGCUUAUAUCUAAAAUGUAGAUUAUUGGCGUUGCCUCAAUGGCUUGCUUCCCUACAUCACCUUGUCAAGCUAGUCCUUCAAUAUUCAAAUUUAAAAGUUGACCCCUUGAAAGCCCUUCAAGGGCUGCGUAGCUUGGUGAUGCUUGAACUUCGACAAGCUUAUGACGGGGAGGAACUAUCCUGUGACAAGUUGGGAUAUCCAAAGCUGAAAAAGCUUUUCUGUCAUCAACUGCAGAGAUUGAAGUGCAUAAAAAUUGCAGAUGGAGCAAUGACUGAGCUGAGGGCAUUGGAUAUAGCAGCAUGUUGGGAGCUAGAAAGGGUGCCAAUUGGUACUGAGCAUCUCAAGAAUCUUCAAGAUCUGCUGCUGUGGGAUAUGCCUUCAGAAUUCUUGGAAAGAAUUGGACGCUUAAAUGGCGAAGAUUUCUGGAAGGUUCAACAUAUUUCAACAAUUAAGCAUGUCUAUAAAAGUGGACAAAGAUGGGCUGCUGAGACUCUUUCGUGAUUAAAAUGACUAGGCUGCAUAGAAUAUUGACAUCUGUCCCUCAGAUGGUGAUUAUUUCUGGAAGGUUCGACUCAUUGCAACAGUUAGAUGUGUACAUUAAAGCGGAGGAAUGAGCUGCAGGGACUUUCAUGAUUCAAAAGAGCAGGCAGCACAAAUAUUGGUGGCCACCCCAAAGGUGCAUACCUGAUUACCUGCCUAUGGAACUGUAGAAAAGAAAUGGUGGACUUGAUGGCAAAGACAUCUCGACGGUUCAACAUAUUCCACAAAUUAGGUCAGCCAAUAAAAAGUGGUGGAAUAUUGGCUGCUGAAACUCUUUCAUGAUUCAAAAGACAAGGAUGCAUAGAAUACUGAAGGUGAUCCCUCGGGUGCAUACCUUACGCACUGCUUCCUCUCAUUCUUCUUCUUCUUCUUCUUCUUCUUCUUCCUCCUCUAAAUUUUACAGUCUUCCAUGUUGAUCGGGGUAGUACACCUGGCAAGAAUAAAGUCACUAGACUGGAUUGGGAAAACUAGUCGAGCUUAUCCCAGAACACCCCAUCCAGGCACACUGAUACCGUCUAUGAAGUAGCCUGCAAAAACCAAUGGAGGAAAAAUCUGCAGCAAUGUCCAAAGGAUGCCAUUGGAUAGCUGCGGGUUGCCUUGGAUAAAUUGAAGGUGAGAUAACCUGCUAGAUCUUCUUGCCUAAUUUGGCAGUUAGUUUCUGCACCAUAGACCACGUUGACCAAAUAUCAUGACAAGAGAAAAUGUAGUAAACUCUUUGUUCUUCUCUCGACAACAUGUUAUAAAUAGUAAAUACUUAAGAUUUUUAAAGAAAAGGUUCUGACAGCAAAA
This is a messenger RNA of Malania oleifera, 3573 nucleotides long. RefSeq names its product disease resistance protein RPM1-like. The transcript has a single exon. Gene Ontology annotation, biological process: defense response to other organism. The record is from RefSeq and is a predicted model, not a curated record. The coding region runs from base 1 to 2745 and encodes 914 amino acids. Gene Ontology annotation, molecular function: ADP binding; protein binding. NCBI's taxonomy places the organism in Eukaryota, Viridiplantae, Streptophyta, Magnoliopsida, Santalales, Ximeniaceae.